AAGCCUCCUCUUCGCCUCCUUCAGCUCACAGUCCGUCAGGAACUCUUGUCAGCGCCAUCGGGACUUUGUCGCUUCACUCGAUUGGACAGGCCUACCGGGACUUUCCUUCCGUCAUGAUUCGGGUUUCUCCGCCCGCGUUUGUGUUGCUACUGUUUGCGCUCCAGGCUGCUGCUGUGCUGAGUGCCAACUCUGGAGACAAUCUGGUAAGAAAAAGAAGAGAAUGGAUUCUCCCUCCAAAGCCACUGAAGGAAAAUGCAGACUAUACUCAAAAAGAAUCCAUUGCCAGGAUUCGAUCAGAUUUUGAAACUGAGGCAAAUAUUGACUACUCUCUAGAAGGCAUUGGUGCAAACCAAUAUCCCUUCCAUGUGUUUGUAGUUGACCCUAAAACUGGACUAAUUCGUGUGACCAAAGUCCUUGACAGGGAGCUCAUCGAUACGUACAAUCUGUCAGGUGUCGCUAGGUACAGCGAUGGCCGCCAUGCAGAGAAAAAAAUUGACAUACGAAUCAAGGUUGUAGAUGAGAACGACAACGCUCCAGUGUUUGGAGUCAUCAAGCCGGGGGAGGUGGAUGAGCUCAGUCCUGCAGGGACUUCAGUUAUGAAAAUAACUGCAACUGAUGCUGAUGAACCAGGGCAUGAGAACUCUCAGAUCGCUUAUACCCUCGUAGAUCAGAAUCCACCUCAUGACAUGUUCUCCAUUUCCAGUGAUGGGAUCAUCUCCGUCAAAAAUUCUGCCCUGGACAGAGAGAGAGCAGAUUGCUACAUUCUGACGGUGAGAGGUCAAGACCUAAAUGGCAAACCAGGGGGAAACAGUGGAACCGGCACUGUUACCAUUCAUGUUCGAGAUGUGAAUGACAACCUCCCUACUCUGGAAAAAGAGGAGUACGAGAGCAGCAUUGAGGAGAACACACAAGGUGUGGAAGUGAUGAGAAUUAAAUCAGAGGACCGGGACCUGAAGAACACAGACAACUGGGAAGCUGUGUUUGACAUUGUCAAAGGCAACGAGGCAGGGUACUUCAGCAUCAGAACAGACCCCAACACCAACGAGGGCAUCCUAAUGCUUGACAAGGCUGUGGAUUAUGAGGAUGUGAAGGACCUUGAACUAGGACUAGCUGUGAGAAACAAGGCUCCACUGUAUGAUGGAUCUAGGGUAAAUGCUGUAGCUGGUAUAAGUUUUGGAGGGGGAGCAAGUGGUGCAAGUGGUGCAAGUGGUGCAAGUGGUGCAGGAGGUGGGUCUGGAGGAUCAUCAUGGCAAAGUGGGACCACAUUUAAAACCUAUCCAAUCAAAAUCAAUGUAAAGAACCAGCCUGAGGGGCCACAUUUUGACCCCAAAGUCAAAGCUAUUCCCAUCUCAGAGGGCGGCCACUCCAUCAACAUUAAUGAUGUUAUUGCCCACUACACUGCAAUAGAUGGAGACACUAGGAAACCAGCUGAGAAUGUCAGGUAUGCCAAGGGCUCAGACCCUGACAACUGGCUAACCAUCGACCCAAAGACAGCUGAGAUCAAACUGAACAAGAUGCCUGACAGAGAAUCUCCAUUCCUGGUCAAUGGGACAUAUUUUGCUAAAGUACUUUGCAUUACAGAAGACAUGCCUGCUAAAACAGCCACCGGCACCGUAGCCAUCCAGGUGGAAGAUUUUAACGACCACUGCCCCACCCUGACCAGUAACAUUCAGACUAUGUGUACCACGGAUGAUUCUAUUAUUGUGAGCGCUAAAGAUGAGGAUGUAUUCCCGAACGGACCUCCUUUUGACUUUGUCAUCGUCCCAGAGGGCACUGAGGGCAAAUGGAAGGUGGAGCAUCUCAAUGACACUGCAGCUAUCCUGAGAGCCCAGGAGUCCAUGUGGCUUGGUUUCUAUGAGGUGGAAUUUGUGGUGAGGGAUGGGCAGGGAGAGGCCUGUCCAGAACCACAGAAGGUGAAAGUCCAAGUUUGUACUUGUGAGGAUGGAGUGGUGUGUGGGAAACGAGGAGCCCAUGGUCAGCCCAGCAAAGGAGCAGAGUUAGGACCUGCAGGCAUCGGACUCCUAUUCCUGGGCCUGCUGCUCUUAUUACUCAUUCCUCUGUUGCUGCUCUUUUGCCAAUGUGGGGGGGCUGCCGGCCUGCCAGGGGGCUUUACUGAGAUGCCUUUUGACACCAAAUCACACCUCAUUAACUACCACACUGAGGGCCAGGGAGAGAAUACGGAAGUGCCGCUACUGAACAUGCCAACACAACUGGAUGGAGAUAUGAUCAACAUGGGUAUGGGCAUGGCUAACAAAACUUCAGCAAUGGGACCCAUGGCAGGCUUGGAUUUCCAGAAAUCCGUCACUUCCAUGGAUGGGAUGAACGGGGCCGUCUAUCAAGAAGGUUUUGCAAGUGGCCACAGAGAUAGGACAUGGGGGAUGAUGAACCAGCCGAGUGGCAGUGGCUUCUACUCUGAGUUUGAGGGCAGAGAAUCAGGAGUAGGUGGAGGAAUGUAUGAUGGCAUGGCUCUACCAGACCACUUCCUGGGACAGUACUACACUCAGAAGGUGACCAGUGGAAAUGAGAACCUUGGUGUGAAGGACGGUCUUUUGGUUUAUGACUACGAGGGCCAGGGUUCCCCUGCUGGCUCAGUGGGCUGCUGCAGCCUCCUCGAGUCUGACAACGACCUGCACUUCCUCGAUGACCUCGGGCCAAAGUUCAAGACCCUGGCUGAGGUGUGCGGAGGCAAGAAGACCCCAACUGAAGUCAAACAACUGUUCACUCCUCUGCCAAGUGCCUCCAUCAACACUCAGAGCUCAGUAUCGAGUUUGGUGACUGCCCAACAGCUGCCUCCUCCACCCAAGCUGCAGCCGGCCAUCCCCAAAACAGGGCAGACUGUGGUCAGGGAGACAUCUGAGCAUUCUCAGAUGGUGAAGGACAGCACAGCCACGGUAAGGGAAGGGAUGACCACAGUGAAGGAAGGGGUGGCAAAUCAUGGCCAGAUGCUCCUGCUACAGCAGCAGCAGCCUGUUUACUACACCACCACCCCUGUGCUGCAGCCGAUGCACUAUGUAGUUCAACCACAGAUUCAGAACACUGUGUUGCUGACUGAGGCAUCAACCAACAUGCAGGGCAUGGUACUGGUUAGCGGCACCCAGACUGGACCUGCCCAAGGUGUGGUCGUUCAGGGGCAAACAGUGAUGUCCAGCAGACAAGCCCAGGUUCCCGGCAUGGUGCUGGUGGACAAGAGCAGGGUCCAGGGGGGUGGUGCCAACCUGAUCCACACCGGCAACCUCUCUGGCUCCCAGACCAUGAUGGUCGUGGAGGGCAAUGUCCCUGCAGGGUCAAUGAAAGUGCUGAAGGGGAGCCAGACCUGCCACGUGCAGGGGGGCACUCUACAGGCAGGAGGGCUUUCAGGAUCUCAGAGAGUCCUGGUGGUUGGAGCACCAACAAGCAGCAGAGGGCAGCUGGUCCAGGAGGCAGGAGGUCUGUCCCAGAAGAGUGACGUCUCUGGCUCUCAAAGAGUCCUCUACAGCAAGGGCAGCACAUCCGCUGGCUCUCAAAGCAGCGUGGUGGGUUCCUCUACCACCACAGUGAGCACCACUCCCACCUACCGCAAGGUGGUGGUGCAGGAGACAAGAGAAAUUAAUUGAAUGAGAGUCAUUACAGCAGAGGAUCUUUUCAGUGAUGCCAAAUAGAUUGUUCCUCUGGCCUGGUCCUGGUGAUGAUGGGAUGUUUGUGGAACUCAACUAAUGUAAGACAUCUAGUGGAGAGAGGGCGGGUUCAACAAAUUUGACAAUACAAUUCUCCAAAAAAAGUUUGUCAAUCCCAAAUGAGCAAGCUCCUGUCAAACAGUGCCCUUCCGAAGGUCUGGGGGCAACCCAAACAUUACAGUACAUGGUCAACACGCCAAAUAAAAUGGAAUAAUAACAAUGGUAGCUGACCCUCCAAAUCUGUAACUAUCCCAGCUGACCUAUCUAGUGACUCUACCAUGCCCUACAUCUCUACUGCUAUGGACUUGACUUGGGCAUAAAGCACUGCAGCAUAGCUUUUUUCUUCUUUUUUUAAACUUUUGCCUUCUUUGUCUUUACCUCUCUCUGCACUGACACAUAAUGUACACACAGAAUACAAGGUAUAUUUAUUAGUCAUUCUACAACACAAGGCUGCACAAUGAAAUGAAAGUUGUAGCCCCCUUCAUGCUACACAAAGAACAUACAUAUAAUUAUUUAAAAUUAGAAUAGCUCAUCAUGUUCAGUAUACAAUUAGUACAUCCUCAUGUUAUGUUGUAUGUUGUCUCUUAUUAUAUUGCCUUGUAUUGUCUCUUAUAAAGUUAUAUGCUGUCUGUUGUUUUGCACCAGUAAAAAAACAAAAAAACUUAAAGGCUCAUUUUGGAACAUAUUGGAUUUGGUAGAUUAUUUUUCAGUGGAUUAGGUUGCUAUAUAUGUCACCUACAGCAGCUGUCAUCACUAAUGAGCUCACAUCCUCCUAUUUUCAAAUAUCAAGAGACACGAGACAGGGAGACUCAAAAAUUAAAAUUAUAAAAAUUAUAAAAUUUCUUGGAGUAUAUAUCAGCUGUCCAAAAUGACAAUGAAAAUACUUGGGUAUCACUGUCUGUCCUGUGUUUUCUCAUCUCUGUAAACUAAAUAUAGAGCCCAUUCUUCAAAAUUUCAGUUUGGAUAUUGGCAGGAAGUCGUCCUUACAUUAGACAACAUGGGGUAAAGUUCAUGUUAUUAAGAUGAGGGUUCUUUCUAAAUUUUGUUAAAUCUUACAGUCCCUCUCAAUCAGGAUCCACACUAAAUACUUCAAUCAAUAUAACACACUUCAUAUGUAAUUGGAAGCGACCUAAAGCUCAUGUAACUAAAUUUAAUAAGAGUAGAAGAGUAGAUUGGUGUGGAGUGGGGCUGUCUAAUUUCCUUCUCUAUCACCACUCAUUUCAUCCCUGGCAUUUUAGUGCCAGGGAGGGACUAAGGCAAAGCACAACCAUGUUUUGUCUUAACUUUAAUACGUCUAGUUUUUUAAAUGGAUGGUUGUAUAAAAAUAUUUUACUGCAAAAUUUGAAAAUAGUGAAAAUGUAGGCUUCUCCAAAAGGGACAGCAUCUGCCUUAUCACAAGUAUCUCUAGAAAUAAUGAUCCAAAUGUUACCACAUUUGGAUUGGAUGUUCACAGACAGUUAUUGCAUACAAUAAUGCAGAAGAUUUAUUCCAUACAUUUGUCCAUUUUUGAAAUAUAUACACUUAAACACACAUGAAUGAUACGCGGAAAUUGAAUAGAAAAUUAAAAAUCCAAAAGGUGUGUAUGUAUAUGUCAUUAUUAACGUAAGGAGACUUCUUCUAUUAUUCUAUUUAAAAAAAAUAAAAUAAAUCUAUGUGGUCUUUGCUGGUAUGGGAAGAAUAUCAUGGCUUAUCUCGAAACUGGAAAUAAACGCUUUGAAGGGUUGAAACUCAUUGUUUGAAAGCAUGAAAUCUAAUAAAAAAGCUUUUGCAAGAUUGAAA
Molecule: messenger RNA, 5432 nt
Organism: Siniperca chuatsi (mandarin fish)
Lineage: Eukaryota; Metazoa; Chordata; Actinopteri; Centrarchiformes; Sinipercidae
Product: desmoglein-2-like
Exons: 14
Coding region: 114-3593 (1159 amino acids)
Biological process (GO): homophilic cell-cell adhesion
Cellular component (GO): desmosome; plasma membrane
Molecular function (GO): calcium ion binding
Source: RefSeq, a predicted model, not a curated record